CCUCCCACUCUGCGUUCUCGCGCUCACUGUGCCCUGCCCGGGCUCGCACCUUGCCCGUGCCCUUCACUCGCUCUUCCGCGUGAUUUCCCCGCCGCCUUUCUCUACCAACUGGGAAUGCUAAAACGGGACUGAUGGACGUGUCCGAACUCUGCAUCCCGGACCCCCUCGGCUACCACAACCAGCUGCUGAAUAGGAUGUCCUCAGACGACAGGCACCUGGGCUCCAGCUGCGGCUCCUUCAUCAAGACUGAGCCGUCCAGCCCGUCCUCGGGCAUCGAUGCCCUCAGCCACCACAGCCCCAGUGGCUCGUCCGACGCCAGCGGUGGCUUUGGCCUGGCCCUGGGCACCCACGCCAACGGUCUGGACUCGCCACCCAUGUUUGCAGGCGCCGGGCUGGGAGGCACCCCAUGCCGCAAGAGCUACGAGGACUGUGCCAGCGGCAUCAUGGAGGACUCGGCCAUCAAGUGCGAGUACAUGCUCAACGCCAUCCCCAAGCGCCUGUGCCUCGUGUGCGGGGAUAUUGCCUCUGGCUACCACUACGGCGUGGCCUCCUGUGAGGCUUGCAAGGCCUUCUUCAAGAGGACCAUCCAAGGGAACAUCGAGUACAGCUGCCCGGCCACCAAUGAGUGCGAGAUCACCAAACGGAGGCGCAAGUCCUGCCAGGCCUGCCGCUUCAUGAAAUGCCUCAAAGUGGGGAUGCUGAAGGAAGGUGUGCGCCUUGAUCGAGUGCGUGGAGGUCGUCAGAAAUACAAGCGACGGCUGGACUCCGAGAGCAGCCCGUACCUGAGCUUACAAAUUUCUCCACCUGCUAAAAAGCCAUUGACCAAGAUUGUCUCAUACCUACUGGUGGCCGAGCCGGACAAGCUCUACGCCAUGCCUCCCCCCGGUAUGCCUGAGGGGGACAUCAAGGCCCUGACCACUCUCUGUGACCUGGCAGACCGAGAGCUUGUGGUCAUCAUUGGCUGGGCCAAGCACAUCCCAGGCUUCUCGAACCUCUCCCUGGGGGACCAGAUGAGCCUGCUGCAGAGUGCCUGGAUGGAGAUCCUCAUCCUGGGCAUCGUGUACCGCUCGCUGCCCUAUGACGACAAGCUGGUGUACGCUGAGGACUACAUCAUGGAUGAAGAGCACUCCCGCCUCGCGGGGCUGCUGGAGCUCUACCAGGCCAUCCUGCAGCUGGUGCGCAGGUACAAGAAGCUCAAGGUGGAAAAGGAGGAGUUUGUGACGCUCAAGGCCCUGGCCCUCACCAACUCCGAUUCCAGGUACAUCGAGGAUCUGGAGGCCGUCCAGAAGCUGCAGGACCUACUGCACGAGGCGCUGCAGGACUACGAGCUGAGCCAGCGCCACGAGGAGCCCCGGAGGACGGGCAAGCUGCUGCUGACGCUGCCCCUGCUGCGGCAGACGGCCACCAAGGCCGUGCAGCACUUCUAUAGCGUCAAACUGCAGGGCAAAGUGCCCAUGCACAAACUCUUCCUGGAGAUGCUGGAGGCCAAGGUCUGA
Piliocolobus tephrosceles (Ugandan red Colobus) is the source of this 1496-nucleotide messenger RNA. RefSeq names its product estrogen related receptor beta (gene ESRRB). Gene Ontology annotation, biological process: regulation of DNA-templated transcription. The record is from RefSeq and is a predicted model, not a curated record. The transcript has 7 exons. Bases 132 to 1496 code for a protein of 454 amino acids. Gene Ontology annotation, cellular component: nucleus. Lineage: Eukaryota; Metazoa; Chordata; Mammalia; Primates; Cercopithecidae. Gene Ontology annotation, molecular function: nuclear steroid receptor activity; sequence-specific DNA binding; zinc ion binding.